UUCUGCAUUAGGAAGAUCAAGAUUCCGGAGUCGGGGCAGAAGUGAAUAAUGGCGGAAGCUCUCUUCGAGCUGGAAGAAAUUCUCAUCUCCAGAAAGGAAGCUCUGACAAGUGAAGAAGCUAAACUACUUAAUUCAUGGAAGCAAAAUGCUAUAAGAGAUUUUGGCAUUGGUGCUACCGGUGCUUCCUUUGCCACUUGGUUAGUAACCAGAAGGUUGAAUAACCUAGUUCGUAUGAACCUGACAGCAGGUGUUGGUUUCUAUUAUGGCAUUAGGAGAUUUGCUAAGUGUGUGGAUUCAGAAAUUGAACAAAUUCUCUCUCAGCAUGGGACUCGUUUGCAAACUGAGAUGGCAGAAAUAAUGUUGAAGAAGCAUCAGCAUGAUCCACAUGUAUUGCAACGUGUCUCCAAACAUUUUUUCUGUGAAAAUGUUUAUGAUGACGAUUCAACCGACAGGCCAAAAUCAAGGUGGCGCAUUCGGAAUCUCUUUGAGGAAGAUCUUGCUUCUGCUCAUAUGACAUAUGAUGAUGACUCUUACAAUAAGAAAAUCAAUUCGGUGAAAACUGAUCCGAGGAAGACUAAUCUACAGCGCAAGCAAAUUAAUACGGGUGCAGCAGCUGAUGGUCUGGAGGCUAUUGAAGACCCAUUUGACUGCAUAUUCGGGUCUUCAGCAAGUGUCCAAGAUAUUCAUCACCCUGACACACUUAGCACACCAUUUAGAAGACGUAACUAUAACCAGAAAAGGUCUCAUCGUAGGCAUAGGAUGCGUCACAAGGAGAACAUGGAUGUUUGAGGUUUCUUCAAUUGGCCAAAUAGCCCUCACAAAUGCCCCUCGCAUCACAUGUACCUGAAAUUACUAGCUAUUACAACAAGUUGUACCUACUAUGUGGGUGCCUUUCUAUGAUGCUGUUCUCUCCUUGAUACACGGAGUCUUGCAUUGUAGCUGAAUGAGUCGUUCGCCAAAUCUCUAGCUGGAAUUGGUAUUACCUCCAAGCUGCUUUGUAUAUGUUAUGACUCCAUUUGCAUUUGAGCUAUUCAGGGACGGUGUACCAAUUUCAGCAUAAGCUAGUUUUAGAUAAACUCUGUUAGUGAUUUUAAUAGAGAUGAAGCUAAAAAUUGAUCUCCCAGUCGAAAUAUUUGGAUGAAAUGAAAUUAGAGUUCUGAAUUCCCAGCAUGUAUUAGAAGAAAUAAUUGGUAUAAACAUUUGUACUUGUUACCAAUGUUGGUAGUAUUUUUUUCAAUUUCUGCAAAAUUUAUCUAGUCUUAGUUGUA
Messenger RNA from Solanum dulcamara, 1268 nucleotides. RefSeq lists its product as uncharacterized. NCBI's taxonomy places the organism in Eukaryota, Viridiplantae, Streptophyta, Magnoliopsida, Solanales, Solanaceae. The record is from RefSeq and is a predicted model, not a curated record. The transcript is spliced from 6 exons. Bases 49 to 789 code for a protein of 246 amino acids.